UGUAACAUCAACAGCGGCUUUCAAACUUUCAUGAGGAAAUAUCGAAUGCCAUAUGGACGGCCUGACAGUCGUCCUUACUCUAAGGCGCUUUUAUUGCGUUUCUGUUAAACCGACUCGUCGCGAUCUGCAUUCAGACAAAAGUUGAUUUUUGCACAGAAGAUCAAGCAAAGGAGAGGAAAGGUCUGACAUCAGAGGACAGAAGCCCAAGGGAGAGAAUCUCUUACCUCCUCUCUGAUUAUCUGUGCAAUGCCAGCACGUUAAUUGGACUGAUUAGUGGACCUGUCAGUGACGGGGUUGCCCCUCCCCCCGUGAGCUGAAUGGCUGUGUACAGAGGGCGCAUUGCCUUUUGGGUGAGAUAUGGGAGGAGCCAUGGCUGUAGGCAACCAAUCAAGCAACACUCCUGGAGUGUCACUGAGACACUUGAUUCGCAGCUUAGUGGACCUUCUCGACCAAUAAGCUGCAUUUCCUGGGCCCUCACCUCACCCAAUUUCCAGCGUCAUCAGCCCGUCGGUCAAUCGUCUUUCGAAUCAUCACUGUCACACCACGCCCGGCUCACAGGGCAUCCAAUCAGAACUCUCAACUUGGAGGAGUGGGAAGAGACUGUGGGGCUAUGUGUGCUGUUGGGACCUGGGGAGUGCGAGGGUCAGCGCACCCUGGUGGAGGUUCACCUGCUUGGGCAGGCACGGUUAGGCGAGCUCCUGGUCUCGGGAUCCACCAGGCCCGGCGAGUUUCUCUUCCCACUAACCACUGUGGAUGGAACAAGGGAGGAUGACAUAAGCAUUAGGGGAGGCGAAAGGGGGGGGGAGAGAGGGAGAGACGGAGAGAUGGGGAAGAGAGAAGGAGAGUCCUUCCGAAGUUUGUUUCAGGCGGAGCAUUGUCCCGCCCCUUUCGUGUGGGGGUCCCGGUAUUACUGCUUUCACUGUCCAGUGAGGGAGCCCUUGACUGGGUGUAGGGACAAAUCAAGCCUGAGGGCUGGACUGGAUGUGCAGGCCGCAGCCGUCUCUCCCUGGCCCUUUCUCUCCUACUGCAGUCAGACGGGGAUGGAGGGAGGAGAGGGGAGGGAGAAGGAGAGAGAGCGGGAGAGGGAGGAGAAGCUGGCGGUGAUGUAUGAGAGGUUGAGGAUGGAGCUGCCCUUGUUCUUUGUGAAGAACCACGACUACACCAUGUACUCCAAUGACAUCGAGUUCAUCAAUGGGCUACUACACACCAAGACCAGGGGGCGUAUGCUGUACCAGCUGACCCUGUCUCUGUGGAAGCUGCUGUGCGCCUGCUACUUUGCGGACGUGUGGCUGGAGGUUCUGAAGCUCACCAAGCACAGCGAGGACGGGACGGUGCAGGCCCGCUGGAGACUGAAGGGGCUGCCCUUCCACCUGCUGCUGCUGCGCUUCUACAGGAAGGACAAGACCCACCUGUACAGGUCGUACGAUGCCUUCUCUACUUUUUACCUGGGGCCUGACGGACUUGUUCACCGCCACAGAGUUGACAAGGUGAUGCGGGCCACGCCCCCGGUCCUGCCUCGUGUGACCUCAGUGCUGGCGGGGGCGCUGGUGGCCCUGGGCCUUCAGGAGCACAGACCCGCCCUCAAUCUGCUGCCCCUCCUCCUCUCGUCUCUCAGAACAGGGCGGCAGUGACAGAGAGAGGGAGAGAGAGAGAG
Megalops cyprinoides (Indo-Pacific tarpon) is the source of this 1654-nucleotide messenger RNA. It is a transcript of the gene c21h6orf136, whose product is annotated as chromosome 21 C6orf136 homolog. NCBI's taxonomy places the organism in Eukaryota, Metazoa, Chordata, Actinopteri, Elopiformes, Megalopidae. The record is from RefSeq and is a predicted model, not a curated record. Bases 318 to 1631 code for a protein of 437 amino acids. The transcript has 7 exons.